AUGUCAGAAAACGCCAGCUCAGAACCCAACUUACGCUCCUCCACCAUAACCAGACAGGAGAGGCCCCUUCUCCUAGGUGUGUUCACUGGCCAGGGCGCUCAAUGGCCUGGCAUGAUAAUAUCGCUGAUCUUGGCGAUACCCCAUGUCCGCGACAUCGUGGUUGAGCUUGCCCACUCGCUUCAGACAUUGCCUGUUGGAUUCCUCGCUCAAGGACGAGGCCUCUAA
Colletotrichum destructivum is the source of this 225-nucleotide messenger RNA. RefSeq names its product Putative Acyl transferase domain superfamily, Acyl transferase/acyl hydrolase/lysophospholipase. The coding region runs from base 1 to 225 and encodes 74 amino acids. The record is from RefSeq and is a predicted model, not a curated record. The transcript has a single exon. NCBI's taxonomy places the organism in Eukaryota, Fungi, Ascomycota, Sordariomycetes, Glomerellales, Glomerellaceae. Gene Ontology annotation, molecular function: transferase activity.